This is a messenger RNA of Aquila chrysaetos chrysaetos, 3313 nucleotides long. It is a transcript of the gene MOCS1, whose product is annotated as molybdenum cofactor synthesis 1. NCBI's taxonomy places the organism in Eukaryota, Metazoa, Chordata, Aves, Accipitriformes, Accipitridae. The coding region runs from base 39 to 2063 and encodes 674 amino acids. The record is from RefSeq and is a predicted model, not a curated record. Gene Ontology annotation, molecular function: GTP 3',8'-cyclase activity; 4 iron, 4 sulfur cluster binding; cyclic pyranopterin monophosphate synthase activity. The transcript has 11 exons. Gene Ontology annotation, biological process: Mo-molybdopterin cofactor biosynthetic process.
CGCCGCAGCCCCCCGCGUGUUGGGGGCCGGCGAGCCGCAUGGCGGCGGCGUGGGGGCGGCGCGGCGGCCCCGCGCUCUUGCGGGGGGUGCUCGGGGCAGCCUCGGGCCGCGCCUGCAGCUCCGGGGCGCCCGUGAGGGCUCCCUCUGCCGCGGCUCAGGAACUGCAAAGCUCAGAAAGAGGACGCUUUGUACUGCAACAUGCUGUUCCCUUCUCUGCUUUUUUGACAGACAGCUUUGGGCGUCAGCACAAUUACUUGCGAAUUUCUUUGACUGAGAAAUGCAACCUCAGGUGUCAGUAUUGUAUGCCAGAGGAGGGUGUUCAGCUGACCCCUAAAUCAGAGCUACUUACUGCUCAGGAGAUAAUCACCCUAGCCAGACUGUUUGUGAAAGAAGGUGUAGAGAAGAUCCGACUGACAGGAGGAGAGCCACUUAUCCGUCCUGAUGUGGUUGAUAUUGUGGGUCAACUGUACAAGCUAGAAGGGCUUAAAACCAUUGCUGUCACAACCAAUGGGAUCAACUUAACCAGACUGCUGCCCCGACUGAAGGAGGCAGGACUGAAUGCCAUUAACGUUAGCCUGGAUACUUUGGUCCCAGCUAAAUUUGAGUUCAUUGUCCGGAGGAAAGGCUUUCACAAGGUAAUGGAAGGAAUCCACAAAGCCACUGAACUUGGCUACCGUCCUGUUAAGGUAAACUGUGUGGUGAUGCGAGGCUUCAAUGAGGAUGAACUGCUGGGCUUUGUGGAUUUCACAAAGGAUCUGCCCCUUGAUGUGCGGUUCAUAGAAUACAUGCCCUUUGAUGGCAAUAAAUGGAACUUCAAGAAGAUGGUGAGCUACAAAGAAAUGCUUGAUACAAUUAAACAGCGAUGGCCUGAACUGGAGAAAUUGACCUGUGAAACUUCCAGCACAGCCAAGAGUUAUAAGGUGCCACAUUUCCAGGGACAAAUUAGCUUUAUCACCUCCAUGUCAGAGCACUUCUGUGGAUCCUGCAAUCGGCUGAGGAUAACAGCAGAUGGGAGCCUAAAGGUGUGCCUUUUUGGGAAUUCAGAAGUGUCCUUGAGAGAUCACCUACGGUCGGGUGCCUCAGAGGAAGAGUUGGUUCAAAUCAUUGGAGCAGCAGUGGGCAGAAAAAAGAAACAGCAUGCUGGCAUGUUUAACAUUUCCCAGAUGAAAAACCGGCCAAUGAUCCUGAUUGAGCCUGUGUUGAUGUCAUUCCCACUAUGCCAAGAUGCCCUGCAGUUCCCGGCAAAUUCAAAACAGUGGGGCCACACAUUUAGCCAUUGGCUGACUUUGAGAACAAGUUUACCCAAACAAAUGGGAAAAGCAUUUAUGAAAAAUAAGCUUACAGGACAACCUUUCCUACCGGGAUCUCACCCAGAGCAACAGUGGCACAUAAUGACAGGAAUUCUACAAACCCAGCUCAGAGGCUGCUGUGUCUUCCAGAAGGACCCAAGCUCCACGUUUGACACAAAGUGCCUUGAGGCUUCUUCUGUUGGCCAAGUUUCUGUGGACUAUCAGUCCAAAGAGGCAAGUCCAAGAUCUGAAUUCUGUACCAGGGAUUGGAGAUCUUGCACCAAGGUACCUCGUGCCUCUCACAGCUUGACUCACACUGAUGAGGAAGGACGGGCCACAAUGGUUGAUGUUGGAGGGAAGCCAGAUUCAAGAAGAAGUGCUGUUGCUGGUGCUGUGGUCUGCCUGGGUCAGAAGGCAUUUGGGAUGGUGAGGCAGAACCAGGUGAAGAAAGGGGAUGUGCUGGCAGUAGCCCAGAUUGCAGGAAUUCAGGGAGCCAAGCUGACCAGCCAGUUGAUCCCAUUGUGUCACAACAUCCCCCUCAACCAUGUUGAGGUGUCCCUGAGCCUGGAUGAGGCCAGAUAUGCAGUGGUGAUUCGAAGCUCCUGUCAGACCUGGGGGAGGACAGGUGUGGAGAUGGAAGCUCUAACAGCUGCCAGCCUGGCUGCCCUGACUGUGUACGACAUGUGCAAAGCAGUUACUCAUGAAAUUGUGAUCGAAGAGGUGAAGUUGCUUAGUAAGACAGGUGGGCAGAGGGGAGACUUCUCAAGGGUCUAGAUCAUAUCCAGACACCUCCAGCCCUCCAGGUGACCACUGUUCAUGUGCAGCCUCUUACAGAACUACUUUUGCUCAGCUGGUAGGCUUGGAAACCUCAGCAGGUAUACUAUCUAACAACCCUACAACUCCAGUUUUGCCUUACCGUGUCAGCUUACUGCUGGGUGAACAGUGGAGCCACUUAUCCCUGUUGAUAACCAUGUGUGUUUUUUUAGAGGACAGACUUCUCCACUCUGCCAGUACCUUCCUUUCAAUGUUCUCACCAUGAGCUUGAGCAAAGAUUCCUAGGUAUACCACAGAGGUGUUGGGUUUGGGUUUUUUUCCUUCUUGCUGUGAAAUAUUCACAGCUGCUGUCAUCCAUCACACCAUGCAACUGUGAGCUCUGGAAAUGAAGCAAAUGCUGAAAGUGCUAUUAUUUGGCAAUUCUUUUUAAGUCAAGAAUUAAGAUUUCAGAACUGUGUUUGUCCAUUUGUCUCCCAACCUCCUUAGUUGAAUUUAGAAGGUGACAGCGAGAAGAACACAGCUUGGGAACCUUACCAUACAGCAGAGAUUAUAACUGUCAAACAGUCAGGGUCACCUCCCAUCCCUUUGCAUUGCUACUGCUUCCCUUGCCUGCAAGUGGGAAAUAUACACAUCUCAGUUUCAGAAGAAAAAAAAAAAAAAAAAAAAGAUGGCAGCUGACCAGUUGUCUGCCUUGAGUGCUCUGUAAAACAUGAUGUAGAAACAGAAGAUUUCUGGGUUUGGAAGAAUUAUUUUGCUGAUCUGAAAGAUACCUUUUACAACGUUAUAAGCAUGUUCCAGCAUUUUGACCUUAGCACUCAAAUACAUUGAGGCCCUGUGUCUGCAUGCUUAAGGGCUUAAUUAUGCCAUGCACAGAAAUAGGUGUCAGCUCUCCCUGACUUUAGAAAUGUCACACCAAGCCCCAGAAGACUCCCAAUUUUUUAGUCCUACAGUGCAGCUCCCAGCAACCUGCAUAGUCCUGACAGAUAAAACAAACUUUAAGACUAGUAGCCACUUGGACAAGUAAGGUAGUUUGUGUUGCAUCAGCCAGAGUGUUUUCCUGCAUGUUUCUCUAAUUUGCUUUCAUGAAGUCUUCUGGCCUCAGAGCACUUAAGUGUUCCAGUGGCCACUGUCACAUAGCAUUAAAUAGCUUUGAUAAUUGACUAUCCUAGAUAAGAAAUUACACAACGUUGUUAAUAUUGAUGGAUGCUUUUCAAAUGUUAAUUUAAAUGCUCUAAACAGGGUGUUUUCAA